AUGAGCGCUGCUCAGGAGGCACAGGGCGACGAAAGUGAGUCAGACAGCUACGACCUGGCGGAGCCUCGGAGCCUGAUCGCCUUCCUCUCCGACGUGGAUGUUCGCCUGGUCCGGCUGGAGUACCUCAUCGAGCUCCGCGAGUCCGGGAGGGUCCUCCCUCGGCGUCAGGAGGCCGAGAAAGAGCGGACGGCCUCGGGGCAGCCGGCCCUGGUGGGUGUCGACGAGCUCAAGGACGUGAUGAUCGACGGCGUGACGGCCCACAUGUCCACGAUGGUCAGGAGCCCAUCGCCGAUGCGGGUCACCGUCCACAUCGUCUCCGUGAGCCACGUGUGGGAGAGCAUGCAGCACCCGGACCCCUGGAGGUUUCAGCUGGACCACAUCGUUGACGCAUACCGCCCCAAACAGCUCGACUCCUUGGUGUGGAUCUUCCUGGACUUCGUCUCCCUCCACCAGUACCGCCGAGAUCCGGAUCAGGAGAGCCUCUUCCGGCGGGCGCUCAAGGACAUGCACGUGCUCUACGCGCAUGAGGCCAUCAAGGUCCAUCGCAUCGAAGAGCUGACCCCGCAGAGCGUGCGAGAUGGAUGCGUGGCAGGCUCUUCUCGGAUCCCCGUGUACUGGGAUGCAGAGCAAACGGUCAUGGACAUCCCCAUCUGGGAGCUGAAGCUGAACUUCACCCCUUACGCUGCAAGGGGGUGGUGCCAGGCCGAGAGGCAGUGGGCAGCCCUCCGGGCCUCGUUGAAGGGCGCCUCCGUGCCGCUCCCUCCCGAGAUGUUCCGGUCGCAGAUGCGGCAGCUCAAGUUCACCCACCAGGACGACUCGGAGACCGUCUUCGAGCUGCAGAAGAAGGUCUUCCACCAAAAAGUUUCCUCCACAACGAGGCUCCUGGUCGAAGAUUUGGACGCCGAGGGCCUGGCGGUGUUGCUUGCGGCGCUGCCCUCCUACCACAAGUUGCAGGAGCUGGUCGUGAACGCCCUCCCGGAGCACGUCUGGAAACUCGUCCCGACCGUGGUGGAGUCUGGCGCCCGGGAGCUUCAGGUCGAGUGCGAGAGCUUGCGGGAUGAGGACGCCGUCGCUUUGGCGGCCGACUUGUCCAAGGAGGCCUGCGCUCAUCUGGAGCAGCUGCACCUGAAGUGCGCCACCAUCGGAGAGCUCGGCAGCAACGCUCUCCGACACAUGUCGGCGCAUCGCGGGGCGACGUCACGAUCCGCGUUGGACUUCGCGCUCACCGUCGCAGACCGUGCGGGACAGGAAGCGGAACAUGCGGAACGGGCGCCACCGGCGCCCCUCGGCCAUCCUGGCCAGCCGCGCGCAACGCUGCGCGUCCUGGUCUCCAAGCGCAAGCGACCUCAGCGACCUGAUCCGCCAAUGCAGGUACCCGCUGAAUCCGGCCACGCAGACUCGCCUUCUUUCGGAGGCGUUUCGGCGCUGGUCGAGCCGCAGUGA
Symbiodinium natans is the source of this 1443-nucleotide messenger RNA. Lineage: Eukaryota; Dinophyceae; Suessiales; Symbiodiniaceae. The record is from the annotation of a GenBank genome assembly.